AUGGCGGCGCCCGCGCUGAGGAGCUUCGCUGAGGUUGGAGUGACCUUUGAGGACAUUGCCCUGUACUUCUCCAGGGAGGAAUGGAACCUCCUUGAUGAGGGUCAGAGACAGCUGUACCUGAAUGUGAUGCUGGAGAACUUUGAACUUGUAUCCUCGCUGGGUUGCUGCUGUGGAGCAGAGAAUAUGGAGGCACCCACUAAAGAGAACGUUUCUGUAAGAAUGUCACAGGCAAGGAAUUCAAAGGUAGCUUUGUCUUCCCAAAAGAACCACCCCUGUGAGGGUUGUGGGUUAGUCUUUGGAAACAUUUUUCAUUUGACUGAGCUGCAGGAUACAGAAUAUGAACAGAUACUCUUGAGGUGCAGGGCAUGUACAAACCGAUUUUUCUUCAGUGUAAAUGAUGAAGAGCAGCAUGUGACAGAGAAGACUUUCAUUAGCGGUGUGGACAGGAUCUCACGUGGAAACAGCUACAAUUUCAAUGUGGCCCAGAAUCAUUUCACAUGCAGCGAUGUCGGGCAUGGUGUCCUUACUGGGUCCAGACAUUUUCACCUAAAGGCUACUGUGUCCAAGGAUAGUCCAAGUGCUGUUUCAAAGUGUGAGAUGAUGUUUCAAAGGAGAAACAAUUAUUACACCAGAAAAGAAUGUGAGGAAGACAGUAGUUGCAAUCACAAUUUUAUUCCGGAAAAGGAUGUCUAUGCAGGAAGUCAGGGUUUUGUGAGCGCUGAAUGUGGAAAAUAUUUAACCAAAUUUUCUAGCUUUCAUGAUCAACAGCGAGAUCACACAGAAGAGAGACCUUAUCAAUGCAGUGAAUAUGGGAGAGCUUCUAGCUGUAGACACAGCCUAGGUGAUCAUGAAACUUUGCCCAUUGGAGAAAGGCCUUACGUAAGCAGUGAAUGUGCAUCAGCUUUUGCCAGUAGCAGUGCCCUCCAUUAUGAUCAGAGAGUUCACACAGUGAAACAGGCUUAUGCGUACCAUGAGUGUGGGAAAUACUUUACUGAUAGCAGCAACCUUCAUUGUCAUGAGAGAGGUCACACUGGAGAAAAGCCUUAUAAAUGUAGUAAAUUUGGGAACGCUUCCACUAGAAGCGCUAAAGAUUCUUAUCAUCAGAGAGUGCACACUGGAGAAAGGCCUUAUCACUGCAGUGAAUGCGGAAAGUCUUUUAUUACUAGCACUGAACUUCAUUGUCAUCAGAGAGUUCACAUUGGAGAAAGGCCCUACCAGUGCAGUGAAUUUAGAAAAGCUUUUACAACUAACUCUCACCUACAUAAUCAUGAAAGAGUUCAUACUGGAGAAAAUCCAUAUAAAUGCAUUGAAUGUGGAAAGUCUUUUACAAGUAGCCCUGGAUUUAAAUAUCAUCAGAGAAUUCACACAGGAGAAAAGCCUUAUCAAUGCAGUGAAUGUGGGAAAUCUUUUGCCACUAGCACUAAUCUUUGUAGUCAUCAGAGAGUUCAUAGAGGAGAAAAGCCUUAUAAAUGCAGUGACUGUGGGAAAUCUUUUAAAUGGAGGACUCCUCUUCGUCGUCAUCAAAGAGUUCAUACUGGAGAAAAUCCGUAUCAAUGCAUUGAAUGUGGAAAGUCUUUUACAACGAGCAAUGGUUAUCAAUAUCAUCAGAGAGUUCACACAGGAGAAAAGCCUUAUCAAUGCAGUGAAUGUGGCAAAAGUUUUACCUCUAAUACCAACCUUUGUAAACAUCAGAGAGUUCAUACGGGAGAAAAGCCUUAUCAAUGCAGUGAGUGUGAGAAAUCUUUUACCACUCGCAGUCACCUUCGUAGUCAUGGGAGAGUACAUACAGGAGAAAAGCCUUAUAAAUGCAGUGAAUGUGGGAAAUCUUUUACAUGGAGGAGUGGUCUCCAAUAUCAUCAGAGAGUUCACACUGGAGAAAGCCAUUAUGAGUGCAAUUAA
This is a messenger RNA of Pipistrellus nathusii (Nathusius's pipistrelle), 1899 nucleotides long. The record is from the annotation of a GenBank genome assembly. NCBI's taxonomy places the organism in Eukaryota, Metazoa, Chordata, Mammalia, Chiroptera, Vespertilionidae.